Cricetulus griseus (Chinese hamster) is the source of this 744-nucleotide messenger RNA. Lineage: Eukaryota; Metazoa; Chordata; Mammalia; Rodentia; Cricetidae. The record is from RefSeq and is a predicted model, not a curated record.
AUGUUGCCGUCUUUGACUCAACCCUCCCUAUUAGGGGUACUCCUGCUGCUGUCGGUGUCAAACCUACUCCAGUGGGAGAAUGUGACUUGUGCUCCCAUACAUGAAAAUAAGACUGAACAGGGUGACGUGUCCCUCAAGGACCUGUUUGAUCAUGCCAUCACACUGUCCCAGACCACCAGUGCCCUCACUACAGAAAUGCGCAAGUUAUUUUUCUCUGAUGGCUUCUCUGCAAACAUGUUCAAGAAAUUUGUAUUGGAUUUCUUCAAGGAUAAAAUGUACAUGAUCAAGAUUCUCAACAGCUGCCACACGUUUUCUCUUAACACUCCAGAAACUGUGGAGGAAGCCAGAGAUAUCUCAUUUGAAGACUUCCUGAAAAUGAUACUCAGCAUAGUGCAUUCCUGGAAUAAUCCACUGCAUCACCUAGUGACUGAACUUGGUGGUAUGAAAGGUGCCCCUGAUGCGAUUUUGUCAAGAGCCAAAGGCGUUGAGACCAUAAACAGUGAGCUUCUAGAGAACAUCAUGACGAUACUGAGCAAGAUUCAUCCUGGACUGAAAGAAAAUGAGACAUACCCUGUCUGGACCGAUCUGGCAUCCUUGCAGGCAGCUGAUGAAGAAUGUCACUUUUUUGCUCUUUAUAAAUUGUUCUACUGCCUUCGUGUUGACACAUAUACAAUUGACCUUUAUCUCAAGUACCUGAGGUGUUUGCUUGUUAAAGGAGACAUCUGCAGCUCUCUAGAAUUUUGA